This is a messenger RNA of Talaromyces rugulosus, 1587 nucleotides long. RefSeq lists its product as uncharacterized. Gene Ontology annotation, cellular component: mitochondrion. Gene Ontology annotation, molecular function: oxidoreductase activity. The record is from RefSeq and is a predicted model, not a curated record. Bases 1 to 1587 code for a protein of 528 amino acids. The transcript has a single exon. NCBI's taxonomy places the organism in Eukaryota, Fungi, Ascomycota, Eurotiomycetes, Eurotiales, Trichocomaceae. Gene Ontology annotation, biological process: carnitine biosynthetic process.
AUGUAUCGUCCGGUCGCUUUGCUGCUCCGCCGCUCGCGGUGGCCUGCGACCAGGGCAACGCAAUUCUGCGCAACGCAUCCUGUUCGCAGGUGGUAUUCUGACGACGGGGCCCAGCCAGUAGAAUUAGCUCCAGGAGCUGCACAGUCAACGACUGCUGCGACAUUAGAAAGCAAUCCGAAUGGACCCUCGCGGAAAUUUACUCCAAAAAAGAUACAAAACAACUUAUCCCUAAGCAACCUCAAGGCCCAAAUUGCAGAGGACCAGGCUUGGAAAACACAGACGGACUUUGACAGCAUCGAUGAAUGGAACAAGGAAAACGCCAGACUGGCUUUCAAGGGUGCCAUUAAGGAAGCCGGUGUACACUAUGCUCAGGUCAGGUUGCCAUGCACCAAAAAGACACAAGAGACAUGCCGCGAUAUGAGUGUUUAUUACCAUCAGCUCCGCGAUGCUUGCACAUGCCCUCUCUGUGUUGACCCGAAAACAAAGCAGCGCAACUUCCGCUUGAGUGAUAUACCCGAAAGAAUAAUGCCGCGUCGGAUGAGAUGGCUAGAUGAUUCGCACAUCGACGAGGAAAAAAUCCUGGAGAUCCAAUGGGCCACUGAUGUGCCCGGAUACGACUCAUCCCAUGUGACGCGGUUUUCUGCCGACGAAAUUGGCUACCCAGCUAGUUAUUUUUUCAAAAAAGAAACCCAGAACAGGAAGCAGACUCUUUGGAACAAGAGCGAUAUGGAUGAGGCUCAGCACUGGGUUACCUACAAUGAUUACAUGGAGAACGAGGACAAAUUCCAUGAAACCCUCAAUGCGUUGUCACAGUACGGCCUGAUUUUCAUCAAAGACAUACCAGACUCUCGACAAAUGGCUGAGCAGCUGGCAACACGCCUCGGGCCUCUGCGUAAUUCGUUCUAUGGCCAGACAUGGGACGUGCGAAACGACCCAAAAGCCAAAAACGUUGCGUACACGAACCAGAACUUGGGCUUCCACAUGGAUCUGCUAUACAUGACUGACCCGCCAGGAUACCAGCUAUUGCAUUGUCUGAAAAACUCGUGCAACGGCGGCGAGUCUCUCUUUGUAGAUGCUUAUUCUGCAGCAAGAGACCUCGACCCGUCGUCCUGGUCCGUCUUAUCUCACAGCGAAUUGCCUUAUCAUUAUAACCACGAGGAUCAUUAUUAUAGAACGACUCGACCGGUUAUCGAAGUUGCGCAACAAGCCAAUAUUCGUCGUAACAAAUCGAUCAAACAUAUCAACUACUCCCCUCCUUUCCAAGGCCCCUUUGAGGUUGACCAGGAACAAGGGAAAAAAUGGGCACGGGAUGCGUCGCGCUUAAUUAACGCACUCAAAAAAUUCACCAAAAAUAUCGAAGAACCCAGUCGGAUCUUCGAGCUGAAACUGAAUCCCGGCGAGUGUGUCAUCUUUGAGAACCGGCGUGUGCUGCACGCUCGACGCGCAUUUGAUACGACCAGCGGAGAGAGGUGGCUUGCUGGGGCGUACGUUGAUGGGAGCGAUGUGAAUAGUAAGCUCUUCACGACGAAGAGAAAGGCCGGGGUAUUCAAUGAAAGUCAACGUGAGGCCGAUGAUAGCGCGCUAUAG